AUGAAGCCUGGCGAUAACCCCAAAAAUAUCGGUCGUGGUAUUGGGAAUACCGCAUGUUGGAUCACAGAUCCGUCGGAUGUGCACAGAUUGAUGCCAUUUGGCGCCGAGGGAGAACUGCUUAUUCAGAGCCCGUACCUCGCCAUCGCCUAUCUCAAGGAUUCGGAUCGCCAGAAACAAGCACUAUUGGACCCGUCAAGUCUGGAAUGGGCUCCAUUGAUGCCCCAUAUGGAUGGAUCCCGGGUAUACCGCACUGGUGAUUUGGCCAAAUUCAAUGAGCUUGGCGAAGUAAUCCUUUUGGGUCGUCAAACCGGAUACGUCAAAAUCAGAGGGUUGCGAGUGGACCUGGGAGAGGUUGAAAAUGCGAUCAACUCAUGUCUCAAGUCCGGCCGUUCGGCUGUCAUUAUGUCUGAAAUCAAUUCUGAGGAUGCAGAAAUUGUUGCAUUUGUCGAAACAACCGAUCACCCUGGAGAUCAACUGGCCGCUAAGUUGGCUGACCAGUUGGAGGAUUUCUUGCCCACAUACAUGAUCCCAGUCGUGUUUUUGUUAAUUGAAACCAUGCCACUGACGCUUUCCAAAAAGAUUGAUCGACAACAACUUCGUGGUCGCCUAUCAAAAAUGGGCAAAAAAGACCUCCAAGCCUACCGUAGAGGAGGCUCUUCAAUUGAAGAUUGCUCUAGAAUCCCGGAAAGCAACAAACUGGCGAUUGAAAUCAGCAACCUCAUCGCAGAUAUGUUUGAAAGCAAGGACAGCGACUUUGCAUCGUUUCUGCGAGGAAGGGAUUUUUUCGUGACAAAAAUUGGCUUCACAUCCAUGCAACUAGUGACGUUUGUGAACUUGAUGCGGAAACAGUACAAGACGAAUAUCAGCAUCAAAGACUUGCAGAGAAAUAACCUCAGCGUUUGCAAUAUCGAAGAUUUUCUGAUUGCAAACCAAGAUUUUCAAAGGCAAUCCAGCUAUGCAAGAAACCUGAUGGACGAUCUUGCAAAGCUGAAACCAAGGCUCGGUCCUCCUCGAGGAACUGACUCGGAUAAUCGCUGUAGAGAAGGACUCAUAUGCGGCCAACUGUAUCGCUCCGAUGUCAAACGUCGUCAGGCAACUGUCUUCCUAACUUCCAUCACCGGAUUUCUCGGAAGUCAGGUUUUGAGAUCGCUCUUGGAACAUCCACAGAUCGAAUGUGUCAUUGGACUUGUUCGUGCCAACGAUGAAGAGCAGGCCCAAGCGAAAGUGCAGCAGCAUGCCGAGCUAGGUCGGUGGUGGAAAGCCGAGUACCUAGAUCGCAUUGAAUUCUGGACAGGAGAUCUAAGCAGACCGAAGCUUGGCUUGCAGGAUACCCAAUGGGAGCAAUUGUUCUCGACAAACUCAACAAAACGAAUUGAUGGAAUCAUUCACAACGGCGCCCGCGUGAACUGGAUCGAUAGCUACGAAGACCUCGAGCGUGUAAAUAUCCACAGCACUGUCGACAUUCUCUCGGGGCUAUCAAGGAUGGAAUUCCCGUGUCCGUUGAUCUACAUUUCUGGUGGAUAUGUGCCAACGAAACCAGAAAGCGACAGGGAAAUUGCCAAACGACUUUCUGAAGCAUCGGGAUACGAGCAAACGAAAUUUAUGUCUCAGUUGCUAUUGGCCGAAUAUAACGACCACUUGGAUGAAUCGCAAUCCAAAGCCGCGAGGGCCCGCACAGUGAUACCUGGGUUUAUUGUGGGGACCCAAAAGGAGGGCAUUGCACAUACAGAGGAUUUCCUCUGGCGGUUGGCAUUCAGCAUGGUUCGACUGAAGUCUGUCAGUCAAAAUCUGCAGUACUUGACUGUGGCGGGUGUUGAUCAGGUGUCCAGUCUCAUCACUGAUGUUUUCCUACAGCCAGAAACAUAUCAAUCGGAAAAUCUGAGCUGUGUGGACAGCGUGACUGUUUCAACAUUCUGUAAUGUUCUCAGCAAGCACACGAAGAUCCCCAUCAAGAAGAUGAACCAUCACGAGUGGAUGGAGAAGCUCAGAAAAGAUGUUGAAGAAGCCAAUUUUGAUCAUCCGUUCAUGCCUAUUUUGAGUUGGUUCGAGGAGAACACUUGGCAGUUUGAGUACGACAAAGAUAGUAUCCCUGAAAACCGCUACUUCAACCCGGAAGAAACGAUUGCUGCAUUGGAUCGCAGUGUGAGGUAUCUGAUGGAUAUUGGAUACCUAUCGCCUGAUCUUAGCCAGAAAAAACUGGGAAGCUCAGCUGGAUUCAAACGAUCUAGCUCGUGA
This is a messenger RNA of Penicillium digitatum Pd1, 2235 nucleotides long. The record is from RefSeq and is a predicted model, not a curated record. NCBI's taxonomy places the organism in Eukaryota, Fungi, Ascomycota, Eurotiomycetes, Eurotiales, Aspergillaceae.